Molecule: messenger RNA, 1281 nt
Organism: Phycomyces blakesleeanus NRRL 1555(-)
Lineage: Eukaryota; Fungi; Mucoromycota; Mucoromycetes; Mucorales; Phycomycetaceae
Exons: 3
Coding region: 1-1281 (426 amino acids)
Biological process (GO): proteolysis
Molecular function (GO): serine-type endopeptidase activity
Source: RefSeq, a predicted model, not a curated record
AUGGCCAAUAGAGAAACACACUCUAUCACAGACCAAGAUUUUUCAUCCCAGACUCCAUUGCUGUCAAAGCACCCAUCAGAAGCUGCUUCUGUGACCCUGGAUCCAAUUAGACAAUUUCUCAGUAUCCCUGAUUCCUAUCUAAUAAUUUUCAAGCAAGGAACAAAACAAGAAACGGUACUCUCUCAUCAUGAUGAAAUUGAGGAGAUCCAGCGAAUUGAAAAAUUUCUGACUAGUCGGGAUCUUGACUUUGGGAUCAUCCACAAGUACGAAAUAGGAAACUUCAGUGGGUACUCUGGGAAGUUCUCUUCAAGUGUAAUACGCAUUAUACAAACCUACGAAGAGGUGGAUUAUGUCGAACAAGAUAAAUAUAUCGAAGCAGCAUCUAUUCAAAACAGAGCUCCCUGGGGUCUUGCCAGGAUAUCACAUCGUGAAGUACUAAACAGUGUUACAUUUGACAAGUACAUGUACGAAAAAAAUGGCGGAAAAUAUGUCACAGUCUAUGUUCUUGAUACCGGGAUUUAUGAUAAGCACAAUGAUUUUGAUGGCAGAGCUUCUUUUGGAGUAAAUUUAUUAAAUUGUUCUUCAGAAGAAGACACCAACGGUCAUGGGACCCAUUCUGCUGGAAUUAUCGGAGGCAAGGUAUAUGGAGUAGCCAAAAGGGCCAAACUAGUCUCUGUAAAAAUCUUGGAUGAAGAUGGUAUUGGAACACUAUCAAAUGCUAUAGCCGGAAUUAAUUGGGUUUUCAAGAACCACGCAUUUGGUGUUCGAAGAAGUCUUUCAAGAAAGUGGAUAUACAAAGGAGCUGUAGCAACUUUGAAUUUUAUCACGACCAAGAGUACUGCACUAAAUCAAGCUGUUGAUGAAGGAGCAUAUAAGGGCAUUUCAAUUGUUGUCCCUGCUGGAAAUAAUAUGGGGAACGCUUGCAAUUACUCGCCAUCUUCCGCAAAGAAUUGCAUUACAGUUAGUGCAUCGACCUACUACGAUCAUGAUACACGACCCUCAAAUUUUGGAGAAUGUGUGGAUAUAUAUGCACCAGGUCAAAAUAUACUGUCAGCCUGGAAUACUGAUAUGAAUUCAAAAAAGGUCCUUUCGGGAACAUCUACUGCCGCAUCCCAUGUUGCAGGGUUGGCUGCUUAUUACACUAGUAUGGUUGAAGGACAAAGUACUCCAGAGUAUAUCAAGAGAAAAAUCAUAUACACAAGUACACCAGAUAUCAUCAGAGUGGACUUGGUCAGUCGCUCAUACUUCGAACCACUUGCCUUUUAUGAAACAAAUACAUAA